CUUCCCUUUGAUCAUUCUCAAAAUGUUCUUGGGAUCAGUCAGUUGCCAAAAUUAACCAAAUUUGAAAGGAAAUGAAUGACUGAACAGGUGCUUCUUGUAGGACUCUUCAGUGAAAAUGGCAACUAGAGGAAGGGGCAAAAAGAGUUCCAUUUGACAUGAAAGCUGGAUUUCGUAAUCAGCAAGCGAAUGAGUCACGCGAUGGUGUUCAUGCCCAACUUUUGAAACAGGCGCGGCAAAGUGGACAGCUCAAUCUCUCAGGCAGAGGCCUUGAAACAGUCCCAGACAAAGUUUGGAGACUGAACCUGGAUGUUCCAGAGGAAGCUAAGAAUGUGUCUCUGGACAACUCGGAGGACCGAUGGUGGGAGCAGGUGGACCUCACCAAGCUCCUCCUGGUAUCCAAUACCUGGCCGGGACUCUCGGAGGACAUCAUCAACUUCCCUGCUCUCACUGUGCUUGAUGUGCAUGACAACAAAUUGGAGUCUUUACCACAGGCUUUGGGACAACUGGAGUGCCUCACCAAGCUAGACGUCAGUCGUAACAAGCUGAAGACUCUGCCGCUGUGCGUGUGUCAGUUGAAGAGUCUGGUCAGCUUCCACAUAGAGCACAACGAAGUCACAGAGCUUUGUGAUGAAAUCAAAUAUCUACACAAACUAGAGGAUUUGGAUGUGUCCAACAAUCAGCUGACAUCACUGCCGCAUUCAAUCGGCCAUCUUAGUCAUCUUCUUCGUCUGAAUGUGUCACACAACAAGUUGACAAACCUCCCCCCAGAUAUCGGCUGUAUGGAUGGGCUGAAGUAUUUUGAAGCCACACACAAUCAGCUGGUUCGCCUCCCAGAUGAAUUCGGGAACCUGCGUCACCUGGAACAGCUGUAUCUCCGUCACAACAAGCUUCCUUACCUCCCUGUGCUGGAGAACUGUGUCGACCUCAAGGAGUUGCAUUUGGGGAACAAUGACAUCAAGGGUUUGACAGCUGAACAUCUACAGCAUCUGACAGCCAUCACCAUUCUUGACCUCCGAGACAACAAGAUUGCAGUGCUACCUGAUGAGAUCACACUACUCCAGGGCCUGCAGAGGCUUGACCUGACAAAUAAUGACUUGAGUGGUCUUCCCUAUGGUCUGGGGACGAUCAACCCACUGAAGUCAAUUGUUCUGGAUGGCAACCCAAUGAGGAUCCGGCGAGACAUCAUCAUGAGGGGCACAAUGCAGUUGAAGAAGUACCUGAGUAGUCGUAUUGAGGAGGCGGAGCCGGUGAAGCAGAACGGCAGUUCCGGUCUGUCAACAGGGGGCGCUGGAGUGAUGGGGGCAGGGGAUGAUGGCGUCAAGGCGCAUGAUCUGCAGCAGUUUAAGAAUCUUGACUACAGCAACAAGAAAGUGAACGAGGUACCACUAGAUGUGUGGGAAGCUGCUUCCAAGGCUGAAGUGAACUCAGUGAACCUGAGCAAGAAUACGUUCACCCAGAUACCCGACAAACUCAUGCUGUUGUCCAACUCCCUCAAGGAACUCUCCAUGGGCUUCAACAAACUGACUGUCCUUCACUCGGAUAUCAGCCUGUUUCUCAAGCUGACAACCCUUGACCUCAGGUGCAAUGCCCUGUCAGAUUUGCCAGGAGAAAUGACAUCAUUACAGAAUAUAAGGGAGAUAACUCUGUCGAAUAACAGAUUUACCCUCAUUCCUCCAGUGUUGUAUGAGCUACCAAAGUUAGAGAUAUUGUUCGUCAGUGACAACAAGAUUGAAACGAUUGAUGCUGCUGGUCUUAUGAAACUGACUUCACUGGCAACUCUUGAUCUUCAGAACAACAAUUGUACCCAGUUUCCUCCUGAGCUGGGCAACUGUGUGUCAAUCAAAUCACUGCAGCUAGCAGGUAACCCAUGUCGCAAUCCACGACCAGCAAUACUUGCCAAAGGCACACCAGCUGUCAUGGAAUACCUUCGCAGUAGGAUUGUCGCAUGAGUUAUCUCCCUUUUACAACAGGCAACUAUAUGGAAUGACAGGUAUAAGAUGUGUUAUUCCUUCUUUCAAUGCAAUAUAAAACACAUGAGAAAAAGGGACAAGAUUCUUUGGCAGUCCUUUAAUUUAAAAUGAAGUUUGUUAUUCUGGAAAUUCUACUUAUUGAUUAUAUCACCAAUGAAAUGUACAAGGGUCAUUUGUUUACACAGUAAGACAUUGAAUUGAGUGUGUUUAUUUUGAUUGGGGCCAUAGUGAUUGUAUGUUUUCACCAGCUAUACUUUUGUUCAUGGUAAGUUUUUUCUAGAUGUGCCAUCACCACCUUCAUUGGCCGAUAAUGCCUUAUUUUGUAUUGUGACUAUAGUCAUUACGUUUAUGUCUGUAAGUAAAGAAUAUGCCAUGUAAAUUAUGCAAAUGAUUGACCUGAUUUAGUUCCUGUGAUAUUGAACAGUGCUACCAGAUGUUAUGUUCAGCCAUAUGCUGUUGGUGUUGGUGUUGAUAAGAGUGUGACAAGAGGUAAUGUUGAACACAUUCAUGCUUUACCAUAUAUCUUUCAAACUGCCAGAAGUAAUUUGUGUGUUAAAAUCAGAAAUUAGUCAAAGCUAUAUCUUGAUAUUUAAAGUUGACACUGUUAAUGAUGUCCCACAUAUUGAAAUAUGGGGGAAGUUUUAUGAUGCUCUGUGAGUUUGGAUUUUAAUCAUGAGCAACUCUAGUAAAAAUGGUUUUCUGUGAUGAAAUUAUAUUGCAAGAAACAUAUGUUCAUAACAAUAAUCUUGAUCAAGCCUUUUAUUACCCUAUGUACCUAUAAAACUGUAGUUUGUCUCAUUAAUCUAGUUGCUCAAAUGCUAUAUUGAUGUUAAGGGUAUUCUCUAUCAUUAUUGGCUGGUGCUUGAUUGCUGUUUGGGCAGAGUUCCAUAAAUGUUUAGUGCUGUUUAUUUUGCCAAAAUUUAAAUGUCUCUUGAUAUAUUUCUGAUAUUUUUUCACCAUGGUGUUAGUGAAGUCUGCUCAGUUAUGGCAUUAUCUAGGGAUGCUACUUCAAAUAUAUUUUCACAUUUCUAAUGUACCAUCAGGAAUAAACCUGUUACUUACC
Haliotis rubra (blacklip abalone) is the source of this 3033-nucleotide messenger RNA. Its product is annotated as leucine-rich repeat-containing protein 40-like. NCBI's taxonomy places the organism in Eukaryota, Metazoa, Mollusca, Gastropoda, Lepetellida, Haliotidae. Gene Ontology annotation, molecular function: protein binding. The record is from RefSeq and is a predicted model, not a curated record.